UCUAAAAUGCAAAAGUAUCUCCAAAAGGUCCUUACCAAUCAAUUCACAAGAGCUUCAAUUGCCCAAUUCGGUCAAUAAUUAAAGCCACCCGUUAGAGUAGCCAUCACAGGUGCUGCUGGUCAAAUUGGAUAUUCUCUAAUUUUCAGAGUUGCCAGUGGUGAAAUGCUUGGACCAAAUUAACCAGUCAUCCUCCAUUUGAUUGAUUUACCAUUUGCCAUGACAGCAUUAAAUGGUGUCGUAAUGGAAAUUUAAGAUUGUGCUUUUCCAUUGGUUUAAGGAAUCGUGGCAACUGACAAUUAAUAAGUAGGAUUCAAGGAUGUCAAUUAUGCUCUUUUGGUAGGUGCUAAACCAAGAGGACCAGGAAUGGAAAGAGGAGAUUUGUUGAAAGACAAUGGCAAAAUCUUCACAGAAACAGGAAAAUACAUUAAUGUAUGAAUUUAUGAUCUAUAUCACAUAGGACCAUGCUAGCAGAGACAUCAAAGUCGUCGUCGUUGGUAAUCCAUGCAACACCAAUUGUUUGAUCUUGGCCAAUCAAAUCAAAGAUAUUCCCAAAGAGAAUUUCACUGCAAUGACAAGAUUAGAUCACAACAGAGCACAACAUUAAUUGGCUGAUAAAUUAGGUGUUCACACAUCUGACAUCAGAAAAAUUGCAAUCUUCGGAAAUCAUUCUCCAACCAUGGUUCCAUACAUUGAUUAAAUGACCGCAAAAAGUAUUACAAUAUCCUAAGUCUAUUAAUAGAUCACAAAGCCACAGUCGAUUAAUAAUGGGUCACCUAAACAUUCAUCCCAACUGUUCAAUAAAGAGGAGCCGAAAUCAUCAAAGCCAGAAAACUCUCAAGUGCUGCUUCAGCUGGUAAUGCAGCCAUGAAUCACAUCACCACCUGGGUCAAUGGAACUGCCGAAGGUACUCAUUUUCCUUAAAAACCAUUAGGUGAUUAUACUUCAAUGGCCAUCCCAUCUGAUGGAAGCUAUGGAGUACCUAAGGGAUUGAUCUUCUCCUUCCCAGUUACAGUUAAGAAUGGCAAAUAUUCUAUUGUCCAAGGAUUACCCAUUUCACCAUUCUAUCAAGGCUUAUUGGAUAAGACCAUCAAGGAAUUAGUUGACGAAAGAAAUGCAGUUGACCAUUUGCUUAAAUGAUAUAUUAUUGAAAUUAUUUAGUAAAAUAAAAAAUAA
Molecule: messenger RNA, 1173 nt
Organism: Paramecium octaurelia
Lineage: Eukaryota; Ciliophora; Oligohymenophorea; Peniculida; Parameciidae
Source: the annotation of a GenBank genome assembly